This is a messenger RNA of Moneuplotes crassus, 905 nucleotides long. NCBI's taxonomy places the organism in Eukaryota, Ciliophora, Spirotrichea, Euplotida, Euplotidae. The record is from the annotation of a GenBank genome assembly.
AGCCUAGUUAAUUUGGAUAUGAAGAGGAAGAAGUCGUUAAAACAAAGAUCGAAGGAGCACAGAGAACGAAAGAAGCAGUAUAUUCAGAUGUUGGAGGACAAGGUUAAAAAUCUUGAGAGAGAAAACCUUGGUCUGAAACAGCAAUUGAAGCAGACUAAAGAGAAAGAUAAGCGGGUAACUUCGCAAAAGCUAGCUGGUCAGUCUUGUAUUUAUAAAUAUAAUUCAUCUUUGCAAGAGUGUGAAGAUUACUACUUCAAUACAUUAGGAAAAAAGAUACUUCUAGACCCGACCCAAGUCAGAUACUCAGAACUAGAACAAGCAGGGGAACAAAUAUAUGAUUAUAGUGAGAAACGAAGAAAAUAUCUUAAGAAUACAUUCAAAGAAUUUCUUGACAACAUUAUGAACACUGAAAUGAAAACAAUUGCAGCUGCAUGCAAAUAACUUAAGUCCGAGUGAAGCCAAGAGAAGAUCUAAGCCUAAGAAGAGAGCAAAGAAAUAUUUAAACAAACUCGAUCCCUCAUAUCCUACUGAUUUCUUGUUCUCAGACAGUUUUAGUCUAACUGCAUCAGAUUUCUUCGAAAGCAGUGGCAAGAAGAUGCUGAGUUAUUUCAAAACUAUGAAGCAACUGAUCAAGAAGCUGGUUGAAGUCAGAAACCAAAUUUUCAACGUUCAAUCUAAAAGCAAAGAGUUUAUAGAGUCACAAGAAGUCAUGACAUAUACUAAGGAAGAUGUGUCAAAUAUUUUUAAAUUGUACUUUGAGCUAAAAGAUUCAAAGUUAAGUACUUCUCAUCACCUAUGGGAUAUUCCAAUCAAAACGCAUAGUAAAGAGCUGUACGAGGAGGGAGAGCUGACUGACUAAAUAAUUAUGUCAAGGAACUUUAACAAGAUUAUUUUUGUGAUAGAGA